Molecule: messenger RNA, 3260 nt
Organism: Vicugna pacos (alpaca)
Lineage: Eukaryota; Metazoa; Chordata; Mammalia; Artiodactyla; Camelidae
Source: RefSeq, a predicted model, not a curated record
AGCAGAUCCCAGCGCCCUGAGUCCGGGAGCGGGCGGGACGCUCUCCGGGUCGCUUACUCUGCCCCUCCUCGGCCGGGGCAGAUCCUCCCGGCCCAGCUCGAACAUGCUGGACGGCCUGAAGAUGGAGGAGAACUUCCAAAGCGCCAUCGAGACGUCAGCCUCCUUCUCCUCGCUGCUGGGCAGAGCGGUGAGCCCCAAGUCUGUCUGCGAGGGCUGUCAACGGGUCAUCUCGGACAGGUUUCUGCUGCGGCUCAACGACAGCUUCUGGCAUGAGCAGUGCGUGCAGUGCGCCUCCUGCAAAGAGCCCCUGGAGACCACCUGCUUCUACCGGGACAAGAAGCUCUACUGCAAGUAUGACUACGAGAAGCUGUUUGCUGUCAAAUGUGGCGGCUGCUUUGAGGCCAUCGCACCCAACGAGUUUGUUAUGCGGGCCCAGAAGAGCGUGUACCACCUGAGCUGCUUCUGCUGCUGCGUCUGCGAGCGGCAGCUCCAGAAGGGCGAUGAGUUUGUCCUGAAGGAGGGGCAGCUGCUCUGCAAAGGGGACUACGAGAAGGAGCGGGAGCUGCUCAGCCUGGUGAGCCCAGCAGCAUCAGACUCAGGCAAAAGUGAUGAUGAAGAAAGUCUUUGCAAGUCAGCCCACGGGGCAGGGAAGGGAGCCACUGAGGACGGCAAGGACCAUAAGCGCCCCAAACGUCCCAGAACCAUCUUGACAACCCAGCAGAGGAGAGCGUUCAAGGCCUCAUUUGAAGUAUCCUCCAAGCCAUGCCGGAAGGUGAGGGAGACCCUGGCCGCAGAGACAGGGCUGAGCGUCCGCGUCGUGCAGGUGUGGUUCCAGAACCAGAGAGCUAAGAUGAAGAAGUUAGCCCGGCGGCAGCAGCAGCAGCAGCAGGACCAGCAGAACAGCCAGAGGCUGAGCUCCGCUCAGACAAAUGGUGGCGGGAGCGCUGGGAUGGAAGGGAUCAUGAACCCCUACACGGCGCUGCCCACCCCGCAGCAGCUCCUGGCCAUCGAGCAGAGCGUCUACAGCUCAGAUCCCUUCCGACAGGGUCUCACCCCACCCCAGAUGCCUGGAGACCACAUGCACCCCUAUGGUGCGGAGCCCCUUUUCCACGACCUGGAUAGUGACGACACCUCCCUCAGUAACCUGGGUGACUGUUUCCUAGCAACCUCCGAAGCUGGGCCCCUGCAGCCCAGAGUGGGGAACCCCAUCGACCACCUGUACUCCAUGCAGAAUUCUUACUUCACCUCUUGAGUCCUCCCCUCAAGUCCUGUGGCUAGGCUCCUGUGAUGGAACCAGCCGUGUGAUGUGAGGGGUCGGCUGGCUUUUGGAGGGGAGGCCAGGGAAGAGGUAGGGUGGGCAGGGAGCUUUGUCGGGGAUGCUGUUGUAUCAUGCUGUGGUGUAGCUCGGCAUUUCCAAAGACUGAAUACAUUACGGAUUGCAUAGUUUAAUGUUUCUAAUAAGAGUCUUAGUGUUAGGUAUGAAGAUGAGUUUAUCCUUAAGGACAGGGACUUUUAAUAUAGGCAUUCUCAUGCAAACUAGGUACCUAGAGACUCCUAACAGCUUCCUCCCAUUGAGGGAAGCUCUUGUUGAGAGGUGCAUAUGUCUACCCAUCCACACACCCAUAGACAGACAGACAGACAGACAGAUAGAUAGAUGUGUGCGUGAGUGUGAUAUACCUUUCAAACUUUAUCAUCAAAGUUUAUUCCUAAUUAUAACAGACACCAACUGUACAGCAGAAAGUAACUUUAUUUUCAGUGUGAACUAUAUUUAAGGAAAUGCUUGAUGCACUUAAGUUAUAAAACGAGAUAAUUUACUUUUAUAAACUUUAUUUUUAGUUGGAAGAGAUUUGUGGGCAGGGCAGUGAGAGCUGCUCCACCGAGGCCCGUAGCUUUGAGUGCUUGAGUCAGUUCUGUUUUCAGAGAGUGUCAUCGGAGUCUGGAGAGCAACUCUGUGUGGCUGACAGCCCUCACCCGUGGAUUCUUGCUGUUUGAGGUUGAACCACUGGGCUUUGAAGGGACAGAACAAUCCCUGAUCGUGUCCUUCAAGAACUUAAAGCCUAGACUCUGGCUUUUCCUUGAAAUGUGGUCACGUGGCUCUUGGGUAGCACUGGGAAAGUCAGUUCUGCUCUUGAACUUCAGUAUCUGCAAGUGUGGGAUGAGGCUGAUAGCAUGUACCUACCUCACUGGGGACACUGAAGCUUAAUUCACCCCCAGGACCCAUGAGCAGAGCUGAAACUAACAUCUAGUAUUUGCCUAAAAUCCAACGAGCCCAACCAGCCACUUGGCAAAGGAGGACACCUGGGGCUGCUGAGCAAGGACUUGAGGGUCACUCUGCCUGCCACAGCCCCUUCUGCAAAGCCUGGGCUGCAGGCACCAGCUCAGGGCAGCUCAGGGGGGUGCCAGAGGCCUUCAGUGGGGAGGCGGCUGUGACCGAUGGGCUGCACAGGGCAUCGUGGUGUUCUAGACCAGGGGCUGGCAGACUGCAGCCUACAGGCCUGCAUUUUAUGGUCUGCCCCCUAAGAAGAGUCUUCACAUUUUUAAAAAGUUGUAAAAAAACAAGAAGGAGAAGAAUAUGCAACAGAUUGGAUGUGGCCCAGACAGCCUGAAACAGUUACUGUCUGUACUGUCUGGAUCUUUAUAUAAAAAGUUUGCUGACCCCUGUCCCAGAGGCUCUGUUUGCUAACAGCCUCUUGGAGCUUAUAGAGACAGAGGGGGUCCAGGUGGAGACCCAGGGCUCCUCCUUCCAGCGCUUUCCUGACGCUGCACACAGAAGACCCAGCUGCCAUUGUACAUGGGGACAGUUCCGCCCCUGUCCUCCCAUGUGGUGCUAGGACGGGCCACUUCUGUGGUAGGAGGCUUCCUGAGAAACCAGAGCGGGUUGAUGGGGAAGACGGAGGACAUCUCUGAGAGGGGCCAGGACAGGCUCGGCCUCACUCCUGGGGAUGUCACCCAUCACCAGACCCCGGACCCAACCGCUGGUCCCCAUCACGCUCUGCAUGGCCAGAGGGGACGCGCCCCCUGAUGGGCUGAGUCUAUGUUGUGUGAUUUUUGUGCUCUUUUUUUUAUAAUUUAUGCAAACCACCAAGAAACCCAAACCAGUCUGGUGAGUGAAAAUCGUGCAGAUGCUGUAAUGGCCCUGCGGGCUUCCGUGGUGAGGAUCAGUUGGAGAAUGUAGCAGACUCUAUGUGAAUGAGAACGAAUGAGAUCCUUACUCCACUCCUUAAUGGCGUACCAAGAUGAAAUUAAAAACCUCUUACAAA